Messenger RNA from Theobroma cacao (cacao), 1586 nucleotides. Its product is annotated as chaperone protein dnaJ-like protein. NCBI's taxonomy places the organism in Eukaryota, Viridiplantae, Streptophyta, Magnoliopsida, Malvales, Malvaceae. The record is from RefSeq and is a predicted model, not a curated record.
CAUUUGAUUACUACUACGACAAAUUUUGACCUUUUUUCCUUGAUUUGAUGCUCUUCGGCUUCCUUCCUUGCUAAGGAAAUUGUCCCCAUUAAUCUUCACUUCUUCGCGUAUCCACACCAUUCUAGCACUGAAGUUUGCCAACCGAAAGCCAUGGAGCAGCCUCUUCUCUCAGAGAAAAGAAGCGAAAGUGAAGAGAGCGAGAGGUUGAGCUCGUAUCAGUACGUUGGGAGAACAGGGUCGGUGAUUCCAACAGCUUCCUUGGCGGGAACCGAAGUUAGCAUCGAGGAGAUUCGAUCAGCGACUUCUUUUUCUGGUCAUUACCCGCCUUCCAUUCAUGCUCCUUUGAUUAGCUCGCCGGAGCCCCAUCCAAACGAGCAAGUUGUUCUUCAUCAAGGUACUUACACAACAGAUUAUGGCGCAUACUCCAAUGAUUUUCAGAGGCAAUUAUUGGAUGAGGUAGAGAUACGAGAGUUGCUCAUUGAUCAUAUUGGUCAUCGAUGCUGUUGGGGGAGUCGUCCUGCUCGGACAUGGAAGAUUAAUGCAGUUGAAGAUUGCAAUGUUUAUGUGGGAACUCUAGAAACUUUCUUAGAAGAAAGGGAAGUGGUCAGAGAAACAGAACCUUACCUUGGUGGCAAAAUUGAUGGAAAGGAUAACAGUCCUGAACUUGGUAUUUGGGAAUUGGAUCUAAGAUCACAAUUCCCUGUUCUCUUUGUGCCUUAUAAAGAAACACGAAUCAAGAUUCCUCAUAGUGAGACCGUUGAGAAAUGUUCAGGUUGUGCAGGACGAGGAGAUAUUGCAUGUCCUACAUGCAAUGCAGACCAAGAACGUGGAUUUUAUAAGGAAAAUCAGAUGUCCCAGUGCCCUGCCUGCUAUGGAAGGGGAUUAAUUGCUCACAGAGACGGAUCAGACACCAUAUGCAGAAGAUGUGAUGGGAAGGGAAAGAUUCCUUGUGCAACUUGCACAUCUCGUGGCUUACUAAAAUGUGAGACAUGUCAUGGAAGCGGGUCUCUGUUGACAUGCAAAAUUGCCAUUGUUAAAUGGAAGACACUUUCAACUCGAAAAGUAAGUGCAACAAGUGGAGCAGCAUCGGUUCCAGAUGAGGUUUUCCAUAGGGCCAAAGGGGUUCAGUUGUGUAACACCCAGGCACAUCAGUGCACACCAGCCUUUUUCGCCGACUCUUUCUUCCUCAACAAGUUCUCUUCUGAUGUUAUUGCAGACAGGGCUUUUGUACCUCCUACAGCCAGAGUCAUAUGCGAGAGGCAUACUAUCUCAGUGGUGCCAGUGACACGUGUCACCAUGUCUCAUCAUCGUCAAUCUUUCAGUUUCUACAUUGUUGGGUUUAGCCGGGACGUUUACUUGAAGGACUACUAUCCUGCUAGGUUUUGCUGGGGCUUGUGUCCAUGCCUGGAAUGGUUGAAGUUGUAACUGUGCAAUUCUCAACAUAAAGAGAUUGUUUCUCAAUUUUAUGCUGCUGAUAUUUGUGAUUUUUCGUGUGCAUCAAUAUAAAUCAGUUGGUUUCAUGUAUUGAAGAGAUUGGAGUGUGCAAUUUACAUGUGACAAUAAUAAUUAUUCUUGCAUUCAUGACA